CUAUGUCCAGCACGUUGUCCGAUUGUCGCUCAUUAUCUGUUCAAUUGUUCAAAAAUGGCCCCCACCAAAGUCACCGUUGUUGACCUCCGCUCGGACACCAUCAGCAAGCCCACGGACCAGAUGCGGACCCGGAUGGCCUCCGCCGAGGUUGGGGAUGAUGUUUAUGGCGAGGAUCCCACAGUGAACGAACUGGAGUCGCGGACAGCAGCCAUGUUUGGCAAGGAGGCGGGCCUCUUUGUGCCCAGCGGCACCAUGGGAAAUCUACUGGCAAUUAUGGUUCAUUGCCAUCGUCGCGGCACGGAGGCCCUGGUCGGCGAUUUAUCGCACAUCUUUCUGUACGAACAAGGUGGCGCCUCGCACCUGGCCGGCGUCCAAUUAGCCACGCUGAAGAACGAGCAGGACGGUACCUUCAGCCUGGAGGAGCUGCGCCGCCGGAUCCGGCACGAUGACUGCCAUGAGCCCAUCACCUCGCUGGUGGUGGUGGAGAAUACCCACAACAUUUGCGGCGGCAAGGUGGUGCCUCUCUCCUUCCUGGACGAGCUGGCGGCUCUGGUACGCCAGCCGGGAGUGGGCACUGGUUCCGCCCGCAUUGCCCUGCACAUGGACGGAGCUCGGGUCUUCAAUGCGGCCGCCUCCUUGGGCGUGGGUGUGGAGCGUAUCUGUCGCGAUUUCGAUUCCGUGUCCAUUUGCCUCAGCAAGGGCUUAUCGGCCCCAGUGGGCUCGGUGCUAGUGGGCGGCAAGGACUUUAUUGCAGAAGCCCGACGACUGCGUAAGGCCUUGGGCGGCGGCAUGCGGCAGGUGGGCAUUCUGGCUGCCGCCGGAUUGGUGGCUCUGGAGGAGGUGGUGCCGCUGCUGGGCAAGGAUCACGAGAGGACCAAGAAAAUUGCCAAAGCUAUUUAUGCCCUGCAGAGUCCCAACAUCACUGUGGAUUUGGACACGGUGCAGAGUAACAUUCUUCUGGUGGAGAUCACUCAGCCCAAGCUGAAGGCCAGUGAGUUCUCCACUCGCUUGGGUACCGUGGAACCCGAAGAGCUAGAGGCUGGUCUAACAGACGCCAGUGGAGCUGGAAUUGUGGUGAAGGCCAGUGCCCGGGACUGGGCCUUUGCCCGUCUGGUGCUCUACCACCAGGUGGAUGACCAGCAGGUGGAGCUGGCCAUCCGGAAGCUGGAGUAUGUCAUUGGGCAGUAUGACAAACGCUGGCCGAAGGCAUAGGCAUGGAAUUGGAAUCGUUUGAAUAUGACUGCAGAGACAAACACAAUUAGAUUUCGCUUUUUGUCGCAUUUAAUUAAAGAUAUAUAUAUAUAAUAUAUAGAGGGAGCAAAGGAA
Molecule: messenger RNA, 1326 nt
Organism: Drosophila serrata
Lineage: Eukaryota; Metazoa; Arthropoda; Insecta; Diptera; Drosophilidae
Biological process (GO): L-threonine catabolic process; glycine biosynthetic process
Cellular component (GO): cytosol
Molecular function (GO): L-allo-threonine aldolase activity
Source: RefSeq, a predicted model, not a curated record